This is a messenger RNA of Rubroshorea leprosula, 873 nucleotides long. The record is from the annotation of a GenBank genome assembly. NCBI's taxonomy places the organism in Eukaryota, Viridiplantae, Streptophyta, Magnoliopsida, Malvales, Dipterocarpaceae.
AAGAAAGAAUUUUUUCUUUAAUUUAUUUAUAUCAAGCUUCCAACUUCUGUUUUGCGGUUUGAUUCAGUGAAGGGAAUCGGUGGAAGAAAAGCAUAACAAUGGGGAAGUUUGCAUUCGCCCCUUGGUUUCACAAGAAGAUCGUCGAUCCUCUUCUCUACAUACUCCGAAGGGGAGCUGAGCCAAAGCAAUUGGCAUUCUCGGCAGCUCUGGGUAUUACCUUGGGAAUAUUUCCCAUAUGUGGGGUCACAGUGUUACUAUGUGGGAUGGCUAUUGCAGUCCUUGGAUCUCUCUGCCAUUCCCCAACUGUGAUGCUUGCUAACUUUGUUGCUACUCCUAUAGAGUUGAGUCUGGUUGUGCCCUUCUUGCGUUUUGGUGAAAUGAUCUCUGGUGGAUCUCGUUUUCCAUUAAGUUCUGAUGCUCUGAAGAAGGUCGUGACUGGGCAAGCAUCAUGGGAAGUCGUACUGAGUAUUGCCCAUGCUUUGUUGGGAUGGCUAGUUGCGGCACCCUUUAUUUUGGCCAUACUCUACAUCCUAUUUUUGCCCAUUUUCAAGUUCCUGGUUCCCAAGUUCAGCUCUGUCCAUUUAAGUCCAAGGAAGUCGUUACCUUCGCAUUCAGAGGUUGCACUUAAGGUGAGAGAUGUUUGAUUCAUGCUAUAAUGUAAAUGUUUCCUUUAGUCAUUUUAUUGAUAGGGAAUUACAUUCUUCUCUCUCUUGCUAACAGAACUUCUUGUACUUAAAUCUCCCUGAAAUUUGCAUGUGUAUAUCUGUAAUGCUUUCUAAGCUGGUGUACCUUACCUGGACUAUGUAUAAAAAUUUGUGAUAUUGGACAAACCAAUGGUUGAUGAACAGAUACGAACUCUAGCAUGUUUUCUAG